CUGAAGGGUCCAGGCAUGGCCUGGACUGCAGCUCUCCUGCUGCUUCCACUCCUCAGCCUCAGGUGGGUGCUGUUCCUGGGGGCUCAGGCUGUGCAGACCCCUCAGGACCCCACACUCCUGGACCGAGUCUUGUCUGCCUCUGACAUUGCCAGCUCGACCAUGGGCCCCGGGCCCCAAGCCUGUGCCAGCUUCCUGUCCCGCCUCGCCCAGGCCAACAUGGACGUGCUCCUGAGCACGGCAGCCAAGAGGCAGCGGCUGCUGUCCGUGGCUCUAGCCUGCAGGGCUGUGGGGGUCUUGGGUGAACGAGCUGACCUGUGGGGUCUGGGAAGCCUAGCUUGUGAGCUCCCUGGGUGCUUUGAGGCUGGCUUGGCCAAGCUGGUCCUGUCGAGGCUAGAGGCCUCCCGGGGGCCAUGGACCAUAGUAGCUGUGCAGGCGGAAGGUCCGGGACUACAGCACCUUGCCCCACCCACAUGGUCUGUCUCCACGCUGGUUGUGCUGGGUGGUCUGCUCGGGCUCCUCAGCAAGCCUGACCUGAAGCUCGGCAGGCCCUUCUCUGUACAGGGGGUCCUCGGGACCAGGCUGCAUCCUGCCUUCCUGGGCCCAGACUGGAAGCAGGCUCAGCUGACCAUGGUCCACCCCAGGCUCCGGCGAGACACGCAGAAGGCCGCCUGCCCCCCGGGACGGAAGCCUGCGGUAGUGGACGAAAAUCUGUUCUUCUAUGCCGACUGGGAGCUGGAAGUCUGCGUGGAUGGGCGCCUGCUGGCCGCCCAGAUGGACCGCGUGAACUCCAUCCCCUUCACCUACCAGCAGCUAGACAUCCUGAAACGCAGGCUGGACGAGUCCUACCCACAGGGCUACCCUGAGUCCCUGACCAGGCGCUUGGGCCACUUCUUCCUUGCCAUGAGCCUGGAGGACAUCCACAAGUGGAACGUUACCUCGGUGGACACAGUGACGGCCCUGCUCCGAGCCAGCAGGGGUCGGAGGCUAGACGCUCAGGUGGCUGCCCUGAUCUUCCGCUACAUGAUGGGACGGAACUGGCUGGACCAGGAGGUCCUGGAUGCGCUGGCUGGCUUCCGGCCCUUGUACCUGUGUGUGCUCAGCCCUGAACAACUGGUACACCUGCCGCCCAGCGCUGUGGAGUCAGUUGGACCCCAGGACCUGGACACCUGCAGCCCGCAGCAGCUGGCCGUCCUCUAUCCGAAAGCCCUCUUGGCCUUUCGCAAUGCCAGUGGGCCGGGGUACACUGAGAAGAUCCAGUCCUUCCUGGGUGGGGCCUCCACGGAUGACCUGCGGGCUCUCAUUUGGCGGAACGUGAGCGUGGACAUAGCCACGUUCAGGAAGCUGCGUGUGGAGGCCCUGGUGCCCCUGACCGUGGCUGAAGUGCAGAGCCUCUUGGGCCCACACGUGGUGGAUCUCAAGUCCGAGGCGCACAGAAGCCCAGUGCGGGACUGGAUCUGCCGGCAGCUACAGGAGGAUCUGGACACGUUGCAGUUGGGGCUCCUCGGGGGUGUCCCCAGUGGCUACCUGCUCCUGGACCUCACUCUCCAAGAGACCCACUCCGGGGCGCCACGCCUCUGUCCUGGACAGCUGCUGGCCACCAUGGUGCCUCUGCUCCUGACCCUGCCCUCCCGCUGAGGACAGUGUCCUGGGCGCCCCA
Molecule: messenger RNA, 1657 nt
Organism: Ochotona curzoniae (black-lipped pika)
Lineage: Eukaryota; Metazoa; Chordata; Mammalia; Lagomorpha; Ochotonidae
Product: mesothelin-like
Biological process (GO): cell-matrix adhesion
Cellular component (GO): cell surface
Source: RefSeq, a predicted model, not a curated record